GCUGCGGCGGAACCAUUUGGCUGUUGCACAGUAUAUUAGGAUAUCCACACAUGGGUGUUUCGUGUUUAUAAAUGUCAUGUGGAUUUAUUAAAGGCGAUGCAGAAGUUUUUUGACUGUUACAUGUUUCUGUCCGGGUUAUAUAGGACAUUUGAAAAGUAAAGAUUAGUGUUGUCUCAGAAAAGUGCGAAGAGUUUUGGUGUUGUAUACAAAAAUAAUCAACUUCUGCUAUGACAGAGGAAUCAGCUAAAACGGGAACACUUGGAAUGCUGGAAAAUGAAAAAAAUCCUGUACAAAGUGGAGAAAUAGAGACUGAUAUGAUGCAUCCCAAUCCAGCAAAACAAAGUUCUGAGGCUCCUGCCAAUGCCAAAAAAACCAAGAAGAAGAAAAAGAAGGGGGAAGGAAAAGACAGCCAACAGCAAGAGAUGAAGGGCACUACUGAGGGGACAUCUAAACAAGAAAGCACUGAAUUAACUCCUGAUGAGCAGCUGAAUCGAGAGUUGGACUGGUGCAUCGAACAGCUUGAACUCGGGUUAAAAACUCAAAAAACGUCCAGCAAACAACGGGAGGAGGCAAGUCGUGCUUUGAAGACACUGCGUAGCACCAAAGCUCCCCUGGUGAAGAAGAGGCAGGUGAUGCGAGCCAUCUCAGGAGACUACAGGAAGAAGAUGGAAGAAGAAAGAGCCAGACAGUUUAAACUCAUACAGUCAACAAUGACCUCUGCCCGGGUCACUUCUGUUUCUGAGUGCAAACCUGUGUUUCACCGGCAGGCUGAGAGAAAGACGCCAUCAACAAGCAAAACGUUUACAUCUCAGGAGACACGCACUCCACAAGAUCCUCAGGAGACAAAUAAACAAACAGAGAUUGUUGAAGAAAGCCAAGGAGAGACCAAACCAUUUGUAUUCACUAAAACCAAAGAGGAGUUUUGCUUCAACUUUAAAUUGUGACUGUGAAAUCAUCCAGUAUGAUUUGUGCCUUUUUGAAGUAGACACUUGAUUGACUACUUGAAAUGCAUAAUGCAGUGCCUGAACUCAAAGUUUUUUGUGCAUUUCAUUAAGCAUACAAUGUGGUUUUUAAAACUUACAAAUUGCUGUAUUUUCCAAUCAUGGAGAAGACUUAAAAAAUGCAAAUAAAGUAAAAAUCACGA
Misgurnus anguillicaudatus (oriental weatherfish) is the source of this 1144-nucleotide messenger RNA. It is a transcript of the gene c25h8orf33, whose product is annotated as chromosome 25 C8orf33 homolog. The record is from RefSeq and is a predicted model, not a curated record. Lineage: Eukaryota; Metazoa; Chordata; Actinopteri; Cypriniformes; Cobitidae.